CCAGUGCUGUAUUGUGUUGGCGGCAAGCAGCACGAGUGUCUUCCCUUGUUGUUGGUUGCUUGUCGUUGUUGCCGCGCUUACUGGCCUUUUUCCCAUUCACUCGCUCUCGGCCAACCAACCGUCGUCGUCUCCGCCUUUGUUGUUCACGAACAACUGCGACUUUCGUUCCCUUCCGACCAAAAAGCCAACCAUGUCUGAUACCAAGGCCACAAACGUCACGGCUGUCAAGCACAACGUGACCCGCUCCAAGCGCGCCCAAAUCCUCGGUGUCGAUGUCAAGUUCCGUGGCUGCACCAUCUGGUUCACUGGUCUGUCUGGUGCUGGCAAGACCACGCUGAGCUUCGCUGUGGAGGCUGAGCUCUGCCAGCGUGGCAUCCCUUGCUACGGCCUCGAUGGCGACAACAUGCGCACGGGCCUGAACAAGAACCUGGGCUUCUCUCCCGAGGACCGCGCAGAGAACAUCCGCCGUGUCGGCGAGGUGGCCAAGCUCUUCGCCGAUGGCGGCAUCAUCGCCCUCGCCUCCUUCAUCUCCCCCUUCCGCGCCGACCGCGACAGCUGCCGCAAGCUGCACGAGGACGCCGGCCUCAAGUUCAUCGAGUGCUACGUCGGCACCCCGCUCGACGUGUGCGAGGCGCGCGACCCAAAGGGCCUCUACAAGAAGGCCCGCGCCGGCAUCAUCAAGGGCUUCACUGGCGUCGACGGCGUGUACGAGGCACCCGAGAAGCCGGACAUCACCGUCGGCACGCGCGGCGAGUCCGUCGCCGAGAACGUGCGCCAGGUGCUGGCUUACCUCGAGGAGGAGGGCAUCAUCCCCAACAUGCACCCUGCCGCGGAGGAGCUGUUUGUGCCCGAGGCCGAGGUCGCCGCCAAGACGGAGGAGGCCGCCGCCCUGCCCAAGCUCAACAUUGACAAGCUCACCACGCAGUGGCUGCAGGUGCUCUCCGAGGGCUGGGCCUCCCCCCUGCGCGGCUUCAUGCGCGAGAAGGAGUUUCUGCAGACCAUCCACUUCAACGCGCUGCGCAAGGCCGACGGCAGCAUGACCAACAUGUCCGUGCCCAUUGUGUGCCCGGCGACGACGGAGGAGAAGGAGCAGCUGAGCUCCGCCAAGGCCAUCACCCUGGUGUACGAGGGCAAGGACCUGGCCAUCAUGCGCAACCCAGAGUUUUUCGAGGCGCGUAAGGAGGAGCGCUGCGCGCGCCAGUGGGGCACCACGGAGGCCGGCCACCCGUACAUUGCCCAGGUGAUGGCUGCCGGCGACUGGCUUGUUGGCGGCGACCUGGAGGUGCUGCAGCGCAUCAAGUGGAACGACGGCCUGGACCAGUACCGCCUCACCCCAAAGGAGCUCAAGGCCGAGUUUAAGCGCCGCAACGCGGACGCCGUCUACGCCUUCCAGCUGCGCAACCCCGUGCACAACGGCCACGCCCUGCUCAUGCAGGACACGCGCCGCCGCCUCAUUGAGAAGGGCUUCCGCAACCCUGUGCUGCUGCUGCACCCGCUCGGCGGCUGGACCAAGGCCGACGACGUGCCGCUGCCCACGCGCAUGAAGCAGCACGAGUGCGUGCUCAACGAGGGCGUGCUGCCGGAGGAGUCGACGGUGGUGGCCAUCUUCCCCUCGCCCAUGAUGUAUGCCGGCCCCACGGAGGUGCAGUGGCACGCCAAGGCCCGCAUGAACGCCGGCGCCGACUUUUACAUUGUUGGCCGCGACCCGGCCGGCAUGAAGCACCCCGGCAAGGAGGACGAGAACCUGUACCACGCCGACCACGGCCGCGAGGUGCUGCAGAUGGCGCCCGGCCUUGAGAGCCUCACCAUCAUCCCCUUCCGCGUCGCCGCCUACAACAAGCAGAAGGGCAAGAUGGACUUUUUUGACCCGGCCAAGGCCGAGGACUUUGAGUUCAUCUCCGGUUCCAAGAUGCGCAAGCUUGCGCGCGAGGGGCAGAACCCACCAGACGGCUUCAUGUGCCCCUCUGGCUGGAAGGUCGUCUCCACCUUUUACCAGGAGCGCGCCAAGCAGCAGGCCGCUGCCCAGAAGUAAAGAACUCCCCCGAUCAUCCAUCCACUUUCAACAGCCUUCCUUUUGUGGAUAGAAGGGAAGCAGACAAGACAGACACCAGCAGCCUUGAUAGGCAUGUCUUCUUUGUGUGUUGUGUUGUUCGGUGGUGUUGUGUCGUCAUGUUUGUGGUGGAUGUGGUUGAUGUGGUCGUGUGGUUUGUUUGUUUUGUUGGCCGCUUUCGUUGUUUGUUAUGUUAGACUCUUUCCCUUUCGCGCCCGCUUUGUUGGAUGUCAAUCUGGGCAACUGUCGUGUUCUUGCGACCCCAUGUGUGCUGUUUGUUGUCGUUGUUAACAUACAACUCGAGCACGCAUGCCACGGAACAACGGGAGAGAAAGUGUGUG
Molecule: messenger RNA, 2391 nt
Organism: Salpingoeca rosetta
Lineage: Eukaryota; Choanoflagellata; Craspedida; Salpingoecidae
Product: bifunctional 3'-phosphoadenosine 5'-phosphosulfate synthase
Exons: 3
Coding region: 191-2032 (613 amino acids)
Biological process (GO): 3'-phosphoadenosine 5'-phosphosulfate biosynthetic process; sulfate assimilation
Molecular function (GO): adenylylsulfate kinase activity; sulfate adenylyltransferase (ATP) activity; ATP binding
Source: RefSeq, a predicted model, not a curated record